Messenger RNA from Juglans regia (Persian walnut), 5439 nucleotides. RefSeq lists its product as uncharacterized. The transcript has 12 exons. The record is from RefSeq and is a predicted model, not a curated record. NCBI's taxonomy places the organism in Eukaryota, Viridiplantae, Streptophyta, Magnoliopsida, Fagales, Juglandaceae. Gene Ontology annotation, biological process: telomere maintenance; DNA repair. Gene Ontology annotation, molecular function: nucleic acid binding; RNA-DNA hybrid ribonuclease activity; DNA helicase activity. The coding region runs from base 1 to 5439 and encodes 1812 amino acids.
AUGGUAGCUUGUUGUGAUUCGAAGAGUUAUGUGGAACAACUUGCUACAGUUGAGGGCUGGGCACUAAGGAAAGCUAUGGAGUUAUGCGAGGAUCUAAGGCUUAACAAAGUGAUAAUGGAGAGAGAUGCUCAGGUUGUUGUCAAUGCAGUGAAUAGCCAGAUUGAAGACUUAUUUUAUUUUGGUAGCAUUAUUGAAGACUUGAAGGUUCAGUUGAAUGAGUGGCCUAACUGGUCAGUGAAGUAUGCAAAUAGAAAUACAAAUACAGUAGUACAUAUUCUUGCUAAAGAAGCAUUACAUAUAAGAAUAGAAAAUAUAUGGAUAGAAGAUAUACCAGAUUUCACUGUUCUACAAAAAGUGUCAAAGAGACAACGAAUUUUCCGCGCUGGUGUUGAUAUCGAUGAAUUGGUUUCGUCUCAUGAAGUAUGUGUUCCUCCUGGUGUUAAUGUCUAUAUAGUUGAUUCAGAGGCAACUUCAUCAUUAAACAAUGUGGCGAAUCGUUCUGAUUGUCCGAGUGAUUCUAUGGAUUUCCUGACACGUCAAUCAGGAAACACAAACAUAGAUGAAACGACCGUCUCUAAUCAGUUUUUGAUUCAACAGGCUCCAUGUGUUGUUCGGGAAGAGUCAAGUUUUGAAACAAGUAUACCAUCAUCUCGUAGGGGUAGGGGACAUCGUCGCUUUGUUGGACGUAGACAACUAUUGCAAGUUGUGCCAUCUGAAUCAUAUUCCUUGCCGUAUGUGCCUUGUUGCAGACAUUGUAAAGCAAAACGAUUCUAUCAUGAAACAAAUGGAUUUUGCUGUGCAGAUGGGACAAUUUCUUUGGCCACAAAUGAUGUCCCUGAUCAGCUUUAUGAUCUUUUUACCUCCGAUGCAAAUGAAGCGGCGCAUUUUAAGACCUAUGUUCGGACUUAUAAUAACAAGUUCGCGUUUACAUCUUUUGGAGUUAAAUUCGAUAGAGAUCUUUGCAGACGAAAUAAAGGGAUUUAUACCUUCCGAACUCAGGGACAGAUCUAUCACUAUAUCGAUGAUUUAGUCCCUUUAAAUGGUCGUCCUUCUUCUCUCCAAUUGUAUUUCUAUGAUACUGAGCACGAAUUAGAAAAUCGUAUUUCUGAUUCAGACAGAAUGAACCCAUCAAUUAUAGCUCAACUCAUCGAUAUUCUUCGCAUAAAUCCAUAUUCUGUGUUUUUCCGAUCUCUUGGUGAUUUGCCAAAUUUGGAAAAUCAAGUAAUCCAUAUAAGAUCAUAUGCUGGCCUAGAUCAGCGUGUGUUCAAUGCCCCGACAUCUUCACAAGUUGCAGCGAUAUGGGUUGAAAAUGAAGAUGCAGAUCAGUUGGGAGGACGGGACAUUUGUGUCUUUGGUCAUUCUGGUGGAAGUCAUAUAGUUCAGUAUUAUUUUGGCUGCUAUGAUCCACUUCAGUAUCCGCUAUUAUUUCCUUUUGGGGAUACUGGUUGGCACCAAGGCAUUAAAAGGAUCAAUAGAGGAAGCACAUCUGGUCGUCUAUUGCAACAAUUCGUUGUUGAUAUGUAUGUUAAGAUCGAGACAUCAAGAUUAGACUAUUUCCGUAGCAAACAACAACAUAUUCGAUCUGAGUUAUAUCAAGGUAUUGUUGAUACCAUUACACUAGGGGAAACUAACGCUUCUAAUGUUGGAAAACGGAUUAUUCUGCCUUCGUCAUUUAUUGGGGGUCCAAGAGACAUGCGAAAAAGAUAUAUGGAAGCAAUGGCUUUAGUUCAGCGUUAUGGUAAACCAGACAUUUUUUUAACAAUGACAUGCAAUCCAAAUUGGCAAGAAAUUUCAAAUGAAUUACGCCUACAUGAGGAGAGUCAAAAUCGGCCUGAUUUAGUUGCUCGGGUCUUUCGUGCGAAAUUAGAAGAAUUAAAGGAUCGAUUAUUCAAGCAACAGAUAUUUGGAAAAGUUUCAGCAUAUGUUUAUGUUAUUGAGCACCAAAAAAGAGGCCUUCCACAUGCUCAUUUUCUAAUUAUAUUACAAAGAGAUUGGAAACUCUAUGCGCCUGAAUCUUUUGAUGAGAUUGUAUCGGCAGAGAUACCUGAUAAAAAUACGAAUUUGCACUUGCAUAACGCCGUUGUCAAGCAUAUGAUGCAUGGACCAUGUGGAGUGUUGAAUCCAACAAAUAUUUGCAUGAAAAAAAAUGGUUAUUGCAAAAGCCAUUAUCCAAAAAAUUUUGCAUCAAGUACGACUGUUGGAAAUGAUUGCUUCCCAAUAUAUAGGCGUUCUGACAAUGGAAUAACUGUCAAAGUGAGAGGUCAUAAUUUGGAUAACCGUUGGGUCGUUCCAUAUAAUCCGUAUUUGCUUGCAACAUUUGACUGUCACAUUAACGUCGAGAUUUGUUCUACUAUAACAGCAGUCAAAUAUCUUUAUAAGUACAUUUACAAAGGGCAUGAUCGUGUUGCUUUCAAUUUGGUUUCUGAACAAAAUAAUCAACAAAUUGAUGAAAUCCAACAAUUCCAAUCAGCCCGAUGGAUUGCUCCGCCUGAAGCUAUGUGGAGAAUAUAUGGCUUUGUUGUUAAUGAAAUGUACCCAGCAGUGUAUAGCUUACAUUUACAUCUUGAGGAUCAACACCAAGUAACUUUUCGAGCAAAUGAAAACUUAAUCAAUGUUCUCAACUCUGAUCGGUCUGCAAAAUCGAUGUUAACAGAAUUCUUUGCAUUAAAUCGAGUGGAUGAGAAUGCCAGGACUUUGUUGUACAAAGAAUUUCCAGAAUUCUAUGUUUGGAGCCAGCAAUACAAAGAGUGGACUUGUCGAAAAAAGAAAACUGUUAUAGGUCGAAUUAUUACAGCAAAUCCAUUUGAAGGUGAGAGGUAUUAUCUGCGGAUAUUGCUAAAUCAUGUAAGAGGACCUUUGUCAUUUGAAGAUCUUAGGACAGUUGAUGGUGUUGUGGCUCCAACUUUUCGUGAGGCAGCAACUAUGCAUGGUUUGCUACAGAGAGACAGUGGUUUAGAAGAUUGCUUACAUGAAGCAUCUCUAUAUCAAAUGCCGUCCAGUUUGAGGUGGCUAUUUGCAACUAUAUUGGUUUAUUGUAAUCCAACCAAUCCGAGAGAGCUUUGGGAACGUUUUGAGCAAGAUAUGUCAAUUGAUUUUAGGUCAACUGAAGAUUCUAUGUUGACUGUAAGAAUGCAAGUUUUGCGCUCAAUCUCUUUUACACUUGAAUCAAUGGGGAAACACAUUAAUUCAUUUCAUCUUCUUGAUGACGACAUUUGUUUUGAUGAAGACCAAUUCGAAUCUAGGGAAAUCGAUGAUGAAUUGGCUGUUGAAAUUCCAGAAGAAGAUACUGCUGCAUCAGAAAUCCUUAAUAGUGAACAGCGACAUGUCUAUAAUUCAAUUUUGGAAAAUGUUUUUUCAAACAAAACUGCUACAUUCUUUGUUGAUGGCCCUGGUGGGACAGGGAAGACAUUCCUGUACAAGGCACUUCUCGCUGCAGUAAGAUCAAGAAAAUUAGUGGCACUUGCAACUGCUUCAUCUGGUGUUGCUGCAUCUAUCCUUCCUGGAGGUCGAACAGCACACUCGCGCUUUAAGAUUCCAUUAGAUACUGAUGAACAUAGCAUGUGUUGUGUCAGUAAACAAAGUGCCAUUGCAAAGCUACUACGUGUAGCAAGGUUAAUUAUAUGGGAUGAGGCCCCUAUGUCAAGAAAACAACACAUCGAAGCUUUAGAUAAAAUGUUACGAGACAUUAAUGAUUCAGAGUUAACAUUCGGUGGAAAAGUUAUCGUUUUUGGUGGAGAUUUUCGCCAGGUUUUACCUGUGGUUCGUAAAGGAACAAGACAAGAACAUGUUGACGCCAGUUUGGUUUCAUCUUAUUUGUGGCCUACAUUGAUCAAACUUCGUUUAACUGAAAAUAUGAGAGCAAGAUUGGAUCCAGUUUUUUCAGAAUAUGUGUUAGAAUUAGGCAACGGAAUGCCACCAAUCACAAUUGACGAAACUGUAAAAAUUCCUAAUGGCAUGCUUGUUCCCUAUGAAGAUGACUGUACUUCUUUGGAUCAUUUAAUAGAUGUUGUUUUCCAAGAUAUUCAUGAAUAUUCAAUAAAUAUUUCAGCUAUGAUGAAUCGGGCCAUAUUAACACCAAAGAACAGUUAUGUUGAUGAAAUAAAUACAUUACUGAUUCAUAGGUUUCCUGGUGAGCUUAGGCGAUAUUAUAGCUUUGAUGAAGCAAUAGAUGCAUCUGAACAAUCAGUUAUGGAGGAUUUUUUAAAUACUCUAACCCCAAAUGGACUUCCUCCUCAUGAAUUGUUACUAAAGAUAAACUGUCCCAUCAUGUUGCUUAGAAACAUUAACCCUUCAGAAGGACUAUGCAACGGAACACGUCUAAUUUGUCGGGCUUUUGAUCGAAAUGUAAUUGAUGCAGAAAUCGCAGUUGGGCACCAUAGCGGAAAAAGAGUCUUUAUUCCAAGGAUCCCAUUCUUGCCAAAUCUUGAUGAAAAUAGUGUUUUAAAGAUGCGGACGGUUUAUACAUCGAUGAAAGAUAUCACUCCAAGUACAAGGAAUUGGAAAAUCAAAAUGAUCGUGGCAGACAAGUCACCCAAACGAACAGGCCAACGCUCACCAGUGAAGUACCAAAGCCUAACAUUGAUUGAUCCAGAGGGAAAUCGAGUGCAAGCAACAAUGUUUGAUAAAGAUAUAGACUCGCGAGAUGAUACUUUACAUAUUUUCCGGUCAUACUACAUCAGUAAUGCAUAUGUAAGGCCACUGGAUCCGAAGUAUAGAAUUGAAACACAUGAAUAUCAAUGGAUCUUAAAUUCCAAAACGAUAAUUGAGGAAGUUCCAAAGGAUGAAGAACAAUUGGAGGUACCAAAGUACCAACUCAUUCCGUUCAAUGAAUUAGACGCUUACAAAGACUCAAUUGCAGAAAUAGAUGUUUUAGCUGUUGCAAUCAAUAUCAAGCCAUGUAGAGAGAUAACUUCAGUACAUGGACCAACAACUAUUCAGGAAAUAUAUGUCAUUGAUCAAAGCUUAAACCCCAUAUGUUUAACUAUGUGGGGUCAAUUUGUGCAAGAUGAAUGCAAAAAAAUAUCAGAAAUAAUUGGGACAAAGCCAGUUAUACUUGGAACAAGAAUAAGAGUUGGUUCUUAUAAUGGAUUGUCUCUUUCAUCACGUCCGAAAAGUAAAUUUAUGAUCAAUCCUGUUCUUCCUGAGGCAACUUCAUUGCAAGAGUGUUGUCGAGCAUAUGUUCAACUCGACGAUGGUACAGGAAAACUAUCUGCUGUUAUGUUUGGUGAAGUUGUAGAGGAAGCAUUCGGUUGUUCGGCAGUUGAGCUAAUGAAUCAUACUGGUGAUGAACAUUUGCCUUAUAUAGAAAAUCUUGUAGCACAAGUUUCACAGAAAGAGUGGAUGAUUGAACUUUUAGUAGAUCCCAAUCGACUCAACCAACAACAGCACAAGAAUUUCAAUGUCAUUUCUAUUGAUGCAGUACAAGAAGACACAAAAUGA